Molecule: messenger RNA, 37383 nt
Organism: Podarcis lilfordi (Lilford's wall lizard)
Lineage: Eukaryota; Metazoa; Chordata; Lepidosauria; Squamata; Lacertidae
Source: the annotation of a GenBank genome assembly
CGGCGUGGAGGUUCCCUUCGGCUCUCCCACCCCUCUUCCAACCAUGGGCGGGGGUGGAACAAUGAGAGGAAAAGGAGGUGGAGGCAGGAAAAUGGCAGCGGCGACCGUGGCGGUGGCGGCGUUAACGGCGCCAGGAGGCGGCGGCGGCGGCUGCAGUCCGAGGCAAGGCGCUGCUCCGCUCGCCGCCUGGCUCAGCUCGUUGCUGCUGGCGGCGGCUCUCGGCAUGUGUGAGUGGGUUUCCCGUGUCGGGGUCGGCGCGCCUGAAAGGGAAGGAGGGGAGCCAAGGAGGGAGAAAGCAGGGCGGGAGAAAAGCCUUUCCUCUUCGCGGAGCCCCGCCGUCUCCGCCAGAACUCGGGCGGCGGGGGAAGCGGAGCGCGCGCGGGAGGCGAGUCGUCUGGGGCGUGUGAACGCGACGCUGCGGCGGAGCGGAGCGCUGUUUCCUCGGUGCUGUUGGGUGUUGGCGGGGGAUUCCAGGUCUCCCGGAGCCCCCCUCGCAGCCCCUCCCUGGUCUCUCUCCGGUAAAAGGAAGAAUGGGUGGGGGUGAGCUAAUGUACGUGUCAUGAUGGUGGCGGGUGUACGUGUGAAUCGCUUUGCAGAAGAGCCCAGGGCGGAACAGAGACCAAGGAAGAGCAGGUGACCUCUCUCUCUCUCCCUCUGCUACUCCGCCCUUUGGGUCUUUAGGUUGAGCUCUGCACAGAUAAUAAUAAGGGUAAGUGCUGAGCCAGGCAAGAGGGGAAAUUGCUGCGUCCUUGAAUCAAUCUCUUUCCUCUCUGCUGGUACCAGAUAAAGCGCCCAAGACCUCGUAUGUCUAGGAUUGGUGUUGCCAUUGUUUGGCUUUGAGUUUCCUGCCUUCAUUUGUAGCGCUGCUUUCUUAAAGCAGUGUACAGUUCUUAUUAGUCGUAAAGCGAUGGAUGCGAUGAGGUAGUCUGGUCACGGGAACAGUCCCACAAACAGGUAUGGCGAUAUACUGCUUCGCUGCACAUGCUCAAGAGUUAGCCUGGGUCAGUUCAAGUCAAAUGUGUCAGUACACAGAGUCAGUAAUGAAAAUCUUUCCUAGGAGUUGUUGCACACAGUUUUUACAUGUGCCUUUCAGGGAAAUUGGUUUCCACAACCUGGUCAAACUGACUUAGAUCUGCCUGAGGGUGAUCAGCUUACAGAUUCCUUCUGAGGCACCAACAUAAUUAUAAAACACAGUUUCCCAUACUUCCGUUUCCUUUUCUUGGGUAAAUUGACUCAUCUCACAAAUGUACAAUAUUGCCUUGGCCAUUUCUCUGUUACGCUCUUUGAAUAUAAAAUGUACUAGUAUGCAAAAUGGCUACUGGCUAGCUAUAUUAAGUAAUGUCCUGUUAUUCUGCAGCAAUGAAAUCAAUCCAUCUGUAAGCUGGGCAGGGUUUUUUCCCCUAUGAACUAGCAGUGCUUUAUUUUGUGAAAGGAUAGUGGUUUGGACCUAUGGAAUAUUAUCUGUUUGAAACUCCCUUUUGUUCCUUAUUGCUGAGCUAUGUUAGAAUGAUGUUUUUUGUUUUAAUCCCCAAGUAGCUGUUCUCUGGACAUUUCAGUUGCUUCCAGAAGUAACAUAUUAAAUAGAAUCAACAUAAGCACUUCUUCAUGUGCUGCUUAAUACAUGAGGUAAUGAAUAACCUGGCUUAAAUCAGUGUUAGGAACUCUGAUAUAUAAGCUAGGUGCCAAAUGGCUCCUUAAACCAAAGUUAGUCACCAAAAUGGAAUGUUUAGUUGCCAUUUUGGGGCAAGACAACUCUGAAGUCUUAUUUAUCAGACGAUGCACUGUUUGUGAUUCUCAGUUAAGCAUCUGGCUAGUUCAGAUAACAACCUUGAGCUUUGAUAACUCAAGAAAGAAACGUCAUUUGAUCCAGAGACAGUCCACACAUAUAUUGGUCUUUUUGAAUCUCUCAGUGGUGAUUGCCCCUGCUCAGACUGCACAGAAGAAGCAUUUUGGUUCCAGAAAUUCAUUCUGAUUGUGCUGAUAAAACACAGCUGAUAGAAUUCUACAGGUUGGAGUAUUAGCAAGGCCUUUUUUCAGUCAGACUGGUGGAACUCUGUUCCGGCACCUCUUAGGUGGGCACCAUUGCCAUUAUAAGAGAAAAAAAGAGGCAUUCAUGGUGAGUUCCAGCAUCCCUUUUUCUAGAAAAAUACCACUGGGUAUUAGUUUGUGAAAACAGUCCAGAUCCAAUGAUCCCCAGGCAUGCACCUGCAGAUGGUAGAAGUGUCAAGUGCCAUCCUAGCAGCCAGGCAUAUUUACUUGGUUGCAAGUGGUUGAAAGCAAGGUGCAAAAUGUGCUUGGCUAAUUUCAAACACUGGUUUAAGUGUAUUGGAUAUUAAUUCAGCCGGUCACGGGAACAGUCCCACAAGCAGGUCUUGUGAAUAUGCCCGUACAGUGGUACCUUGGUUCUCAAACUUAAUCUGUUCCGGGAGUCCGUUUGACUCCCAAAAUGGUUCGAAAACCAAGGCGCGACUUCCAGUUGGCUGCAGGAGUUUCCUGCAGUCAAGUGGAAGCUGCGUCAGACAUUCGGCUUCCAAAAAACGUUCGCAAACUGGAAUACUUACUUCUGGGUUUGCAGUGUUCGGGAGCCUAUUUGGGAGCCAAGCUCAUUGAGAACCAAGGUACCACUGUACUAGCAAAAAUAUAGUGGUACCUCCGGUUGCGGAUGGGAUCCGUUCUGGAUCUCCGGUCAGAUUCCAAGGUUUCCGCAACCAGAGGGACUGCUUCUGCGCAUGCACGCGUGGCGGUAGACUGCUUCUGCACAUGUGCACAGCGCGGCAGAUUGCUGCUGCACAUGCACGCUUGACAAAACCCAGAAAAAUACUUCUGGGUUUGCCACAUUCGCAUCCUGAAGGAUAUGCAAUUGGAGGUGUGCGUAUCCAGAGGUACCACUGUAGUGCUGUUUUAUAAUAAUGAAAGAGUUACUUCAAAUGGAAACAAAAUAUUGUUUCCUGUUGCAAACCUCAUAGUUCCUACUAAUCAAGACAGGUAUUGUAAGACUUUUUAAUUUGAUGUAGCAUUUAUUUGAUUAGAAUUUAAAACUUUUUGCACAAGUGGUUCAUAGGAGGAAAAAAACUGGCAGUGGUAGCACUAAUGGGAUUAUUGGAAGUGGCAAAAAAUGAAAACAAUUUUGGUUGUGGUUUACUGAAAUAUUAUGCCUAAAGGGGAUAGUGAAUUGUUCCCUUUUUGAACCCAAGUUUUUUGUGUGCCCAAAUAUAUUUGACUUGCCUCUUCCAGAAAGUCCAUUGAGAUCACUUUCAGGAUCAGCAAGCUUUAGUAAUAGAAAUAGGUCAGAUUUUGUUUUUCCUUUCUACUUGGCAGUCUUCAAAAAAUUCUAUUUUUGUGUUGCACUGAUGCCAUGGAUUGAAAAUGGCACCACAGAAAAUUAGUGAUAUUACUAAAGUAAAUUGUGCAUGUCGAAUUUGGAACUUGUGGAGUCUGGAGUCUUUAUUCUGAGAACCCACUACGUGCCUCCUAGACUUAACCAGUGUGCAGAAAUGAACUAAAAGUGCUCCUUCAGGCCACAGUUUAGAAGCCAUUAUUUGUAUGCUUCAGGAUGGAAGGUUUUUCCCUUCCUCAGAUUUAGUCAUAUACUUCCUUCCCACACUUUACAAUUAUUGAGCAAAUCAAAACAAAGGCACUUGUAUUUCUUUUCUUUCAUUAAAUGGAGUGCCUUAAGAUACACCAGAGUGAGAAUAAUAGGACUCUCAACUGUUAUCAACAGUAGUCCAUUAUGGCAUGCUUGCAGAGCUCCAGUCAGAUAAAUGGCCAUUUCAGAGUCUAAUCCUAUUUCUAACCUAACUUCAGUUCGAAGGAACAAUAUUAUAGACUGCUACUUUCACUCUUUGUUCAAUAAAUUCUAGGAUAACUGACAGGGUUCCUGAAUCUGUAUUUGGGUUUUUUGCACCAUGUCAAACUUUUCAGCUAAACAUUCUGACUUCUCAGAAAUAUAAGCAAUAGAGAUAGCUCAAACACAUGCUGAGACAGGAAAGGAAAAUUAUUCACAAAGCAACAAUUAAGGUGUUUGUGCUUACAUGCUUGUUCUGUAUAUGUAUCUUUGCUAGUGUAAGUAUAUAGCUGGACUGGGGAUGCAACUUACCGUAUUUUCCUGUCUAUAAGAUGCCCCCAUGUAUAAGACGACCCCUAUUUUUUGAGCCCAAAAUUAAGAAAUAAAUAUUUUAAACAUUCUGUGUAUAAGACGACCCCCAAUUUUAAACUUAAAAAAAUUGGGGGAAAACAUAGUCUUACACACUGAAAAAUAUUAUAUAUAUUUUUUUUAGUCUUGCGUGGAUUCAUUUUCAAAUCUUAACAUUUCAGUUCAUUGAUACAAAAUAUAGUUUCAUUUCUGACUGGAUAGUUGUUAAUGGUUAUACAGUGGUACCUCGGGUUAAGUACUUAAUUCGUUCCGGAGGUCCGUUCUUAACCUGAAGCACCACUUUAGCUAAUGGGGCCUCCUGCUGCUGCUGCGCCGCCAGAGCAAGAUUUCUGUUCUCAUCCUGAAGCAAAGUUCUGAACCUGAGGUACUAUUUCUGGAUUAGCAGAGUCUGUAACCUGAAGCGUAUGUAACCUGAAGCGUAUGUAACCCAAGGUACCACUGUAGUUUGUGGCUGUGGUUGUAGCAUUGUUGUGAAACUUCGUAAUAUUGUUCUCCUCAGCAAUAACUUAGAAGCUUUCCCUAGACCAAGUCAGUUUUUAUAACUGGACUUAAGUAUACAUUCUUUCCUCCUUGCCCCACCUUAACUGUUAGGGGAAACUGCUACUGACUGGUGACUCUUUACCUACAUGCGUGGAAGUCAGCAAAUACUUGUUGCAAAUUACAGUGAUCUUUGCUUAUGUGGAGCUGUUGAAAAUAAUCCCCAUGACCUUCUUGUCGUGUUUUGUAAUUUUCCAUGCAAGACGGGGCUAUUUCAGUAUUGAAACAUCUUCCAAAAUUUUGCAAUACCAGCUCAACAGAGCCAUAAGUAAUGUUUCGCAAAGGUAGUGUAAAGAGCUCUCUGAUGACACAUUUCCGACAUCCAUCUUAUAGCUUUUUUUAGUGCAUUUCUUAUUGAGUACACUGUUGGGAGGAAAUAGGCCAGGAAUGGGGAAUUUGUGACCCUCCAGAUGUUGUUGGUCUCCCAUCAGCUUCAGUCAGCAUAGCCAAUGGUCAGGAAUGAUGUGAGUUAUAGUCCAACAACAUCUUGAGACCUACUAUACAGGGUUCCUUGUAUACUGCUGCCUCUGUUGUGCUUUUGGGUUCAUAUUAGCAACCAUACAACUCAGAAGGCAUGGUUUGUUGCCUAAACCAAUGAGAUAAGUUUUUAUUGAGAGCCUUCUGUUGGUACUUGAAAUAGCACAACUAGCUAGUAGUCUUAUAGAUAUUAGUUCAGCUGAAGUAAGACUUUUUCUUUAAUAUUUUUACACACACAUGCACAGUAUUUGCUGUGUAAUUGAGAAAACAUCUUAGUGUGGACUCUUGCUGUCUAUAUGUGUACUUUGUUUAUCUAGCUCGGUGUCCCUAUAAUUGGUGCUUAUGGACUUUGCACGGGCUUCUUUUUUCUGGAAGCCAUAUGAACUCUGAAACAGACAUUGAAUUGCAAUUUAUUGUUGUUUACUCCUUUUAGCAGUUUCGUAACAGAAAGUAUUGGCUUGGGUGUCCCUGAAUAAGUGGUGGCAACAGUAAUUCUAUAUCCCUUUUGUACCCAUUAUCUGUAGUUCUUGGUUGUGUUAUGAGAAAUAAUUUCACAAGGGAAUGUUCUUAAGAGAAUCUCUAAUCUGCAACCCGAGUGGCUUGCCAAUUAUCUCUUGAUCAAAAUCUAAAGCAGCUUUAGACUAAUCACAAAUUGUUCUAAUGUUGUAAGUAUCUUGACUUUUCCUACCCUGCUGCAUGACAGUUAACCAACACAUCAACAAAGCCGAAAUAAAGACAGGGAGAUCUUCCAUGAUGUGUACUUAAUUAUUUGCUAAUACAGAGAGAGAAGAACAGAAUAAAUGCUGAACUGUGGUCUGUAUCCCUGCACUUGAUGGACUGUUGGGAGUGGGGUAGCUGGUGAAGGAAAAUUAAUACCCAAUACCCCCACAUGCCCUCCCUGCAGCUUGGCCAUUGUGGCUGCAGUCCAAUGCCAUACUUAUUUUCCUGUUCCGCAAGUGUAUUUGCUCCUGAAGGUUUUUGGAAGGUUAGUAGCAUGAAGAAAAUGUCUUCAGUAUAUCCAGUAUAUCUGAAGGAGCGUCUCCACCCCAAUCGUUCUACCCGGACACUGAGGUCCAGCACCGAGGGCCCUCUGGCGGUUCCCUCACUGCGAGAAGCCAAGUUACAGGGAACCAGGCAGAGGGCCUUCUCGGUAGUGGCGCCCUCCCUGUGGAAUGCCCUCCCACCAGAUGUCAAAGAGAACAACAACUACCAGACUUUUAGAAGACAUCUGAAGGCAGCCCUGUUUAGGGAAGCUUUUAAUGUUUGAUGUAUUGCAGUGUUUUAAUUUUAAUUUUUUUUUUGGAAGCCGCCCAGAGUGGCUGGGGAAGCCCAGCCAGAUGGGCGGGGUAUAAAUAAUAAAUUCUUCUUCUUCUUCUUCUUCUUCUUCUUCUUCUUCUUCUUCUUCUUCUUCUUCUUCUUGCUUAAUGUCCCAUCUGCAUUUCCAUUUAAUAAGCCCAUGAGAUUUCUGUCAGAAAGUUUGAAGGAGACGUCUCAUUUGUUCAGCUCAGCUUUCACUGCCUUCUUAAAGGUGCAAUCCAAACUCCACUUACAUGGAAGUGCCCCACUGAAUUCAAUAGGUCUUGGUUGUAAGUAGAGAAGGUUAGGAUUGCAGUGUUAAAACCCCCUCUUCUGCAAGCUUGUUUGCUCACAAAGGCCUUUGGAAAGUUCGGAGGAGGUUGUGGUCUGUGCAUCUCCUCCAGUCCCACCCAGAUACUUUCUGCAAGUUUGUUUGCCUACUGCGGGCAGAAAGUUGUGGUCAUAGGUCUCUAUCUUUGCUUUCUGCUUAUCGGGUUUUACAAAAUGUUUCUGUUACGUUUUGCUGAGGGUUGUAAUACUUCACAUGCUCAGGGCAUUUUUUUGUAUUUCACAAAACUGUAUGCCAUAAAUAAAUUUGUUAGAAGAUAGCAUGAGUCUUAUUUUGUAAUAUCAGGUGUUCCUUUCUAGGAGAAGAGGCCCCUGUUUUGGAAAUUGUGAGCAUCAAGCUCACAACCACUUUAACCCAGCCUUGAUUAUUGCUUAAAUUAAUGUAUUACAAAGAAUGAUGCAUCCAAUUAAGUGGACUCUAGCCCACGAAAGCUUUUGCCAUAAUACAAUUUCUAGCCUUUAAGAUGGCAGUGCUGUUUUGUUUGCUGUUCUGCUAAAAUUGUACUGUGACCUACUUUACAGGGUUGAUGUGAGGAUAAAAGAAUAUAAAACACUUUGGCAAAUUUAAAAUGCUAUUACAGAAAGCUGCAGGGGAUGGUUCAGAUGAGAAUGCAGUGUGCAGAGCCUAUGUGUAAUAUGGGAGCAUGGGUUACAACCUGCCUGCAUACUCCAUCCCAGGCAAGCCUGUUCUAGCAGGCAGCCACGCUGGAUUUGCUGAGGAACUACAUAUAAACUCCAAAGUUUUUAGGUCUGAAUAUUCUGGUUGUUUCCCAGAUUCUUUAUUGUUUUAGUUUAGGUUUUUUCAUGAUUUCAAAUCUUCCCCUCCUCCCAUUCAAAAUCAGGGACAGCAGGCUGGAUAUAGGUAUGUGUAUUCCAAGACGUUCAAGGUGGCGUUCAUAAGUCCCCAAUGUGAGGUAGGUUAGGCUGAGAGAUGGUAACUGGCCCAAGGUCACAUGGUGAGCUUCACGGCUAAAUGGUGAUUUUUAACCCUGUUCCCCUAGGCUCUAAUCCACUUAAUUUCCCUGCAUUUUAUUCCACUUUCUUGAAAAAAGAUGUAGAAAUGAAAAAGCAGAGGUAGAGAUGUGAAGGCCGAGAAAGAAAAGAACUGGAAAAUUUAGGGGGGGAAAUGCUUUUUCCCUGUUUCCCCCUGUUAGAUUGUAUUGUAUUGUAUUGUUUGUUUGUUUACAAAACACUUUCUUUUAGAAUGAUGAACAAAUGUUUGAGACAAGCUGUUCAUAUAAUUAAUCCCCCAAAAUAAUUUCUGAAGCUGCAUAGCAGAAAGACUUUUAUGCAAGACUAGGUACAGUUUCAGAUCGUUACAAUUCCUGUAUAUGGAGGCAAGUCCUGAGUUGUACAUUGAGAGUACAAUACUCAAGUGAAAGAGCAAGAUGCAUUUCUGCCUCUUGGAGGGCACUGCUGUUGCCUCAAGAGAAGGAAGGAGGAUUGAAUGCCUUCUUUGCUUGUGGCCGUAAAUUUGUUGGCAUGGUUGGUGGAUCUGUUUCUGACCUCUUGACCAGUCCUCAAAGGACUGGGAGUGGGAGAAAGUACAGAGCAGUGCAAUUUUGUUACCUCCAAUUCACACUGCUGCAAAUCUGUUGGAUCCAAGAUUCAAAGGUGGAAAUGUAGGCACAGCUUCUGCAUUGGACAGGAUUACAAAACAAGCAGUAUGCUUAGGGCUUGCUUGCUGUUGGAAAGGUGCUUUUAAAUGUUGCAACAUACAGAACAUAUUCAGGUGUUUGGCCACGGAAUGCAAUCUGGGAUUCUGCCAAGCGUACACUACUGCAAGAUUGUGUCAAGGCCUUUGCACAGCACAACCUCUGACACCAACUGCUUCUUAGCCAUGUCAGAUACUUUCAUCUCAAGUAGGAUGUUUGUGUGUGCCCGGGGGGGUGGGGGACCUGGUCUCUGUUUGGAAAUACAGUGGUACCUCAGUUGUCGAACGUUUCCGAAGCCAAAUGUUUCAAAAACCCGGAAGUGAAUGCUUCCGCUUUCGAACGUGCCUCGGAAGUGAAAUGGCUUCCAAGGCAUGUUUCUCCACUUUCUGAAUGGAAUUUGCCAACCACCCAUUGCGCCUUAGUUGUCGAACAUUUCGGAAGUUUAAAGGUCUUCUGGAAUGGAUUAUGUUCGGCAACCGAAAUACCACUGUACACCAAAUGAAGAAAUAAACUGAGAUGUGGAAGAGUAGAAGUUUGUUUCAGUUUGGAUAAACCUUCAGUUUUUAGAAGUCUGGAAAUGUUUCAUCUCUGAGCUGCAGGGGGCAGAGGAAUAAUAAUUCUCCAUAAGGCCUGGAAAUAUAUGGGGUUCAUGUUUAAGAGUCCAGUGUGGCACCUUUAAGACUAACAAAUUCAGGCUGCUGUCAUUUACAUACUUAUCGCUUCUUAUUACUUCUAUGUUAUGUACACUAAUCAUGGCAUGGAUGCACACUAGAAAUUGUGACAGCAAGGGCCCCUUCUGAACCAAGGUAAGACACUUAGGGGCUAUGUAUUAAUAAGACUACAGUGUUUAAGUAUCCACUGUUUCUUUGCAAAGGAGGAGGAUAGGGAGAGAACCAGGACAGGUGGAAGCCACACAAACGUUUAUUCCAUCAGUCUCCUCCUCUGGCAGCAGAGAUUCCUUUGGUACCAAAGUGAGAAGUUUCCAGUUGGGACUAAAUAAAUAAAUAAUAAAAAGCAAAGCUUAGGUGUCAACAGUAUGUUUGCAAGGGAGUAGGAUAGGGAGAAAACUAGGACAACUUGGCCAUGACCUGUGGCCUCUUAGCACUACCAGGCCAAGUGGGCACUAGCUGCCAUUGGCUCUUCUAAACAGAUUUAUUUAUUUAUUUAUUUAUUUCUGCAAUUUAUUAUUUUAAUAGCAACUUGAGAAUUUGUCCGGUUAUUCAGAUUAAGGAAGUUUUUAAAAAUGAUAAGAAACUAGGGUUCCAGGUGGAGAAAUCGAAAUUAGAAACAGAAUUGUUAGAACCAAAGACUAAGAUACUUUCAAGGAUGUAUAACUUGCUGCUGGAAUGGAAUACACAAGAUGAAAUGGUUAAAUCGGCUAUGAUAAGGUGGGCACAGGAUAUUGGGUACAAUAUUAUGUUUGAGGACUGGGAAAGGCUGUGGAGUAACGGACUGAAAUUCACUGCAUGCAAUGCUUUGAAAGAAAAUGUAAUGAAAAUGAUUUAUAGAUGGUAUAUGACCCCAGUCAAACUUGCAAAAAUUUACCACCUGUCUGAUAACAAGUGUUGGAAAUGUAAAGAGUGUGAAGGAACGUUCUUUCACCUCUGGUGGACCUGCCCUAAAGUGAAGGCGUUCUGGGAAAUGAUUUAUAAUGAACUGAAAAGGUAUUUAAAUAUACCUUCACUAAGAAACCAGAGGCUUUCCUUUUGGGUAUUGUCAGCCAAGGGGUGGCAAAGAAGGACCAAACAUUUUUUAUGUAUGCAACAACAGCAGCAAGGAUACUACUCGCAAAACAUUGGAAAACUCAAGAUCUACCCACACUGGAAGAAUGGCAGAUGCAACUGAUAGACUAUAUGCAACUGGCUGAAAUGACUGGCAGAAUCCGUGACCUGGGAGAAGAGAGAAUCGAGGAGGAUUGGAAGAAAUUUAAGAACUACCUGCAAAAACAUUGUGAUUUGAUUGAAUGCUGAAUAAGAUGCUUGUCUAAAUAACUGAGCACCACUUAACUUAGAAGUUUUUAAGAAAAUAAGAAAAAUUGUGAAAGUUUAACUCUUUAUGAGAACUAUAAGAUCAUGAAAUAUCGAAGAGACAUAAGAAUUUAAAUAAGAUGAUAAAUUGCUGACAAAAUGUUAUAAUGAUGAAGGUGGGAGCGGGAGAUGUGAGGAAGUCCAAAGAAAAUGUGAAAUUAUGUUAAGACAAAUGUUAUAUUGUUUGCUACAUUUAUUUCUAUUGUAAAAUCCAAUAAAUUGCUUUAAAAAAAAAAAAAAAAAGAGAAUUUGUCCGGUUAUUAUCAUUUGAAUUGCUGUUCUGCCUUAAUGGAAAUUCUAAACAUAGAUUCUAAAAAGUAAAUAAUUUUCUUCAGUGUCCCCAUAGUAAAAAGAAACAACAACUUUUAAAUUGAUAUGCUAGUAGCUUAUGUGCAUAUGAUCAUUUUAUUACAGUUUUUGGUGUCUUGUAUGAAAGUAUGCAUUGUAUUACCAAAAGUUCACAUUUAAUAUAUAUGAAGUCUUACGUGUUGUAAACUUGACUUCCAUCAGCCUAGUAUACUUCUUCUCAAUAUCCAUACAUGCCGCUGCAAGGAGAAAUUUUUAAAAGUACUCUAUGAGGAAUUGGCGGAGUAGACACAUCCAUUAUUGCAACCAAAGGAAGCUGAGGAGAAGAUUGUAACUCGAUUAUAUUUAUUAAACAGAGUUCUUUAAAAAUUGAGGUCUCAAAGGAUCAAACAGCUUUGCAAAACCACCACAUAUGUAUGAAGGAGCCAGUCUCCCCAUAUCUCCUUCAACAGGGAGGUGGUACACCUGGUAUCAUAUAGGAUAUUUGCAAAGGAGAAAGAUACCACCUAGGUAGGAGCUUCAAUUAUAUUUCUCUCAAUUGAGCUAAGACUGGUCUCAGAGGUUUCCCCUGCCCCCCAAAGCUCGUUCCAUUUUUCAUUAGGCAUUUCUAUUUAAAGAUCUGCUUCGGAUGGGAUUUUUGUAGCCAUAAGGUGGCCAAAUUUCAUCUCAGUUAACAUUUUACAUAUAGAUACAACACUUUUUGAUGCAGCGAAAAGAUUGACCACAAGUUGUUCUAAAGCAGACAACUUUCAGGGUACUCUGUUUUAACAAGGAAUUUUUUUUGAUAAAAAUUAAACCAUGACCAUGUUACACUAGGGACUUUAGACAGAAUCUGUUCUUUACAUAAAAGGACAACUGUUACUAUAAACACCUCUGAGCCUAUACAAACGGGCUUGUUCCCAGCCUUUGCAGUCUAGCAUACCUCCUGUCUUGCAGAACAUCUGGUGGUACCUGAGUGGGAUCAGCGGAGAAAUUAGGGGAGCAGUUUUUCUGCACACCAUUUACUAAUCAAGAAUGGAUUUUCUACUCUGUGGAUUAAUUUUGGCGUGAUAGUGAGAAGGGGGCUAUGCCCUGAACUCCUGAUCCCCCAUAUCCAUGGCUUCCAGAGUCUAGUAUUAAAAAUUAAAACUGGAUGCUUAUUUAAUCCAAAUGUUGGAUAAUCUAUGGAGAGACUCAGCACUAUGCAUCAGAUGUAACUAUGGAAAGCCCACAAGAUUUCUCCUGUUUGACUUCAUUAGCAUCCCUUUAAGUAGAAGUAAAUUCUGGGUUACGUAAUCAAAUAUAGAAUAAUUUCAUGUAAUCGAAUACAGAAGAAUUGUUCUUUGACUAAAAAAGUUGUAGAUGUUUUCAGGAAGUCUGGUCAUGACUCAUUUCUAUCCAUAAACCUCUGAUAGAAAAGUUCAUAUGCUGGAAGUCUAUUCAUUUGGAAACCAUUAACUAAUUAUAUAAGAUAAUUCAUUUCAAUGUGGACUGCUUUUCCUAGUCAUUACACAGAAUUUAUAACAUUUCUUGGCUCCUUUGGAGAAUGAUGCAGGUUAAUCUAAUAAAAUAAAAUUUAUAUUGUGAUUUUUUCCUACAGAAACAAACUUCAAACUACUAUCUUAUUUUGAGGGACAGGGAUUAAACACACAUAUUUCCUCUGUCUUCAUUUAGGAGCAGGCUUAAGACCUUCUCAAUAUGGUCACAAUCACAUUUAGAAACCAGGUUAACAGGACUGAUUGUCACCCAUAAUUUACCAAUGGAAGAACAUACUGUAAGCCACUUUACUUUGCAAAUUCUUGAUAGUUCCAGGAACACAUAAGGAAACCCUGCAACUAUUUUUCUUGACAAUGUCGGCUGCAGUCUGACAGCUUAGCGGUUUCUGUUUUAGACAAAAUGAGGAACGAAAGGAGGGUUUUAAAGUCUUUAAUGAAGAAACUAGAAUGCUAUGAAAAGAAGACAUUAGUUUGACUUCUUUCCACUUUAGUAUGCUAUGGUGAGGAUAACUGGCAUGUGUAAUAAUGAAAUAUCAAUUAUUCAGUUGGGAGCUGUGUUGCCAACUGGUUGUCACCUUUUCGUAAUCACCACAGUAUUAAGUCUGUCUCAGGAUUUGAUGCAUUUUCUUUACGAGCUUACACUGCUGAGAGCUGUCCGCUUGCAAAUAUGUGCUUUUGGAGAAGCUGUCUUGUGUUGCAAUCUUCCUUGGCUGAUGUCCAACUUGGACAGGCCUCUUCUGGAAGAUUGUCUUGAGCAUCCCUCCAGCUCAUUCUUUGUGGCCAAAUCAGCUCUCUUUAAGUGAAUGUUUUUAAAGAGCCUUUUAAUUCUUCAGAUUAACUUGUUCCUUAGCUACUCAGAGUAAAUUGCAUUUCCAAAUGCAAUUUAGUCUGAGAUCCUACAACUUCUCGGAGCCUGCAGAGCUCUAGUCUGCAUAGUAGUGAUGGAUGAUAAAUUAAGCACAGCUGCAUUUUCAUCAUCUUUGUGCUAGUUGGUGGACCACAAUCCCAAGGCGUCCUGUUUUAGAAAGCUGCUGUGAUGGCAAACCAUGUGGGUAGGCUAAUAUGGUACAGUAUCUCUUUUCACCCAUAGCCUUUUAGUCUGGAUCUCUUGGCAAUUAAAUAGCAGUUAGGAAUUCUCCUUGUAUAAUAUUCUUGGGUAACAAAACUUGGAGAAGGACAAAUGUGAUACAGUGGAACUUCAGUUUUCAAACGUAACCUGUUCCAGAAGGCUGUUCGAGUCCCGAAAUGUUCGAAAAUCUAGGAUCAAUGGGCGGUUGGCAAAAUCCAUUGAAAAAAUUGAGAAACGCGCCUCAAAAGCUGUUUGGUUUCCGAGGCGCGUUCGAAAACGGAAGCAAUUACUUCCGGGUUUUUGGCAUUCAGGUUCCGAAUUGUUCGGCAUCCAAGAUGCUGGAAAACCGAGGUUUCACUGUAGCAGAAUACAAGCAGUACUGGUUGUGCUCAACCAGUAAACUCAGUGGGGACAUGUAGAUGCAUGAGUCUGUUUCUCAGCUUACUUGUGGCUAUUGUGAGAAGGAUAUGCACAGAAAAAGACUGUUGGAUUCCCAGGGCCUAUUCAAAGGCAUACCUAGAGUCCCUUGUGCUCUUGGCAAGGAGCUAUAUUGGCGUGUGUGUGCACGCGCGCACAUGCGCGCGCGCACACACACACACACACAGAGAAAUAAAAUCCAAGAAGCCGGUGAACUUGUCUGGACAGGAGGGCUAGGCAGUGUGCCUGCACUGCUCUUUGCCUGGGAGCUGCUCUGAGGACCGCUUUCCAUCCCCUCCAACAGCAGCAGUGGCUUUUCCUGCUGAAGAUACCAGAGGAUUCCUUUUGUGGACAAAGCAGGUGCUGGAGUGCUGAGCCAUGCAUGUGCAUGAUUGGUGCUCCAGGUGUUGUGGAAGGACUCCAAUGCCUGAUAGGUUUUGCCAACACCAAGUUAUGCUUCUGGGCCUAUAGGGGUGGAAAGACAUCAGCAGCUGUCUUUGCAUUAAUUCAUGGGUGCAGGGACUCUGUACUAUACCCUCAGAAUCCUUCUUUAAAACAUGUUGCUUUGUGACCUCUUAUCAUGUCCCUUCAUAGUGUUUCUUUUCUACCUUAAAAGCCCCAAAUGUUUUAACCUUUCCUUGUAGGGGAAUUAUUUCAGCCACGUGGUCAGUUUUGGUGCUUUUUUCUAAAACUUUCCGCACUCUUUUGAGUUGGGGUGAGCAGAACUGUAAGUGAAAGAUUUAAGUGCAGGCGCCCCAUAGGUUUCUAAAUGGCAUUGUUAUUUGGGCAAUUUUAUUUUUAGACCAUUUCUUAAUGGUUGUUAACAUGGGUUGACGGUUUCAUCAAGCUAUCCACCAUGAACCUAAGGUCCUUCCUAGCCAAUUCAGACCCCAUUAGUGUACAUGUGACAUUUUUUUGGGGGGGGGAGGAUGAGUUGCCCCUAUGUUCAUCACUUUACAUUUGCUUACAGCGAAUCACAUUUGGCAUUUUAGUGCCCAUUCACCAAGCUUUGAGUGAGCCUUUUAGACCUGAGAAUCCCUUUUUGUUUUGACCACUUUGAACGUUAGUAACUUUUGCCACUUCACUGCUUACCCCAAAAUUCAGGUCAUUCACAAAUAAGUGUAAAACAGCUGUCCCAAUACUGAUCCUUGGAGAGAUCCCACUUUAUUCAUUCCUGAAUUGUGAUCAUUUAUUCUGAUUCUCUGAUUCUUGUUCUUUAACCUCCUUCUGAUCCCUAAGAGAACUUUUCUGUUUAUCUUAUGAUUGCUAAACUCACUGAGGAGUCCUUCAAAAUCUGACACAACAUGUACUACAUCGCUCCUGUCCAUAUGCCUGCCAUAUGCUUGAGUGGUCCAUAUGAGGACCACUCAAGAGCUAUGUAAUACACAGAAAACACCCUUACAGAAGCCAUGCUUAUUAUUCAAGAAGUCUCGUUCUUAUAUACUUUUUGUAAUUUUAUAUUUAAUAAUGCUUUCUAGCAAUUUUAUUGGAACAAGCUUUAGUGUACAGUAACUGCCUGUAAUUUCUCAGAUCUCCUCUGCAUCCAUUAAAAAAAAGGGGGGCAUUCAAUUGGCUACUUUCCAUUCCUUAGGUAUGGAGAUGGAUCUUAGGAAUAGCAUACAUAAUUUUUAUAGGCCAGCAAUUUCACAUUUGAGUUGUUUUUGAGGCUUUGAAUAUUGUCUGUCAUCUUCUGUCUCUGCACUUCAGGCACAAUCCCAGGAGAGCUUUUUCAGACACAGGGGCCUGCUCAAAAACUGCAGCAGUGAAGACAGAUGCAAUCUCAUUUUGCUCCUUUAACACACAUAUAACUCCCUUGAUGUCUAUAGGUCCAAGUAUAUCCAAAAAAGGGCACAAACAUGCCCAGGUACCCAUCAAAUAAAGAGCAAAAAGCAAGGGUAAAUAAUGUUUUUGCCUGGUCUCUUAAAACACACAGUGAUGGUGCUAGGAAUGCACUCCUAGGAAGAGCAUUCCAGAAAUGGAGCCACCACUGAGAAGGCUUGUUCUCAUGUUGCCACCCUCCACAUCUUCUUUGGGUGGGGGGAAAUAGAGAAAGGCUUCAGAUGUUGAAUGUGAGGUGUGGGUUGGCUUGUGUGGGAAGAGGUGGUCCGUAAGGUAUUGGAGUCCUGAGCCACACAAGGCUUUUAGAUGAAAGCUUAUAAUAUCAUGGCAGGUUUCUAUAAAUGCAGGCUUCUAUAAAUCUAGAUCAUUGCAUCAUAGAAACGUGAGUGGGUUUUCUUAAGCACAUUUAAGCAUUUAACUCUGAGUGUCUUAGCACAGCAGCAGUGAGGUGGGAGACAUUGCUUGCACAAUGCUGUAAUGGUGAGUGUCUUGCCUAAGUGGUAUUCUGCUCUAUUCUACCGCAUGCUGGAUGUGAAGGCAAUGCAGUGAAUGUGGAAGUGCCAAGGCAUUUCCCCAUUGCGAGAAUGUUCUAUUUCCUGUUUUGGUAGUGCUAUGUUCCAUCAAUCCCUGCUGGUUUGUUUGCUUGCUAGCUACACCUGGUGUGGGUUGAGCUUGGUAAAGCUCCCAAUUUUCAUUCUUGUUCCUAACAAACAGCUGAAUGGCUUUUCACAAGUUGUAAGUCUUGAGGUACUUUUUUUAAAUUCACAGGGAGCCCUGACAAACUGUGUAGCACACAGAAGCCUUCCCAAGGAUUCCCUUUCUCUUCUGUCCAUUCAGUAAACACAUUUGCCUGUUUAAUUUUUUAUGUGUUUUUGCGUUAAAACAGAAUUGGACUGUCAGGAAUCUGGAAUCCUUAGCACAGACUAUGAAGGACAGCAUUGAUAAUGCAGCAUAUGAAAUAACCUUGUUUCUGGCCAUGAAACAGCUGCUGUCAAUGUGCUCCUGCCAGGAUUAAUACAAAACCAUACCACUUUUGUGAGCUGUAGAAACUCUGAAGGACAUGUUAGACUUUUCAGUGAAGGCAGAAAGAAAGCAUUUGAGAACAAUGUUGGCAGCAAAUUAAAUAUAUGCUUCAGGACAGGUAUGUAAAGCGGGGGCAGGCAGGCAGGCUGCACUGUGGCCUUCCAGAUGUGUCUGGGUUACAGUUUCCAUCCGCCUCAGCCAGCAUCACCAGUGGUCAGGUAGGGUGGGAACUAUAGUCUAGCAACUUUUGGAGAGUCACAGCUUAGCCACAAGGACUACUUCUUACUUUUGGAGAACAAAACGUUGUUGUGACUGUCUACAGCUUGCAUAUGAGUUUAGUUCAUGUUUGCUUAUUGUAAUUACAUGGUGCAUCAUGUGUAUUCUGGUAGUGAACCUGCCAAGAUUUCGGUAGAGGUGGUAUGGAGUUGACCAGGUUUGUGUGAACUGGCUUUAGGGCUUGGAUGGUGUUUUGCCAAAGGCAAAAGGCUUCCUUUUAAAGGAUCCUUGAAGCAAGGACAGAGCACUAGUGGAGAAAGGCUGGAUUUUAUUGAGCAAAAUAGGACUUUACAAAGGUACAAAACCUUACCCAAGUUCAAAUAACAGUUCCUCCUUUGCCAAAGGAUGUGAAGUGAAGGCACAAGACAGGAGUUGAUCAUCAUGUGAGCUGCGCACAGGUGGGCUGAAGCGAGCUGCCUCAUUAGCCUGUGGAGCCUCCUUUUAUUGAGACAAAUAUGCAAGCCAGGCAAAUACAUUUUGGGCUGUGACCUUUACACAUCUUCUGUCCCGAUGUGUAAAGUGGUACAAAGUUAUUUUGGCACCUGUUUCCACAGCGUCAUUUUCCCCUUGCACAGUGUAUGACGAAGGAGACAAAAGGUCUCAGAGACAAAGGUUACAGACAGGACACCGCCGACUACUGAGACCGCUAAAGGUCAGACAGAGGGAACGAUGUACAGAAAGCUGUGGCUUGUCGGGGAGGGGUUUGCCCUGCACCCCAAGGUCACGCGUGCAGGCAGAUUGUGGCUGCCUGCUGGUGGAGAGUGUUAUCCCUCCGGACCCCACCGUCCACUCCGCGAUAUCCCUACAGGAUGGGUAGGCGAACAAUACACAAGAACUUUCUACCCAUUCUUCAGUCAUUGGAGGACGUUUUAACUUUUACCAGUCUUUUACUAGAAUGGUUACUUAGAUGAGCUGUUUUUAGUUGCCCUUGUCCAACACUCAACAACUGGGUAAAUAUUCAGUGAUCAAGUUCAUAGGGUAUGCAUUGCAUUCAGGAUGAAGUUUAUACGGUGACCAAUCUUACACAAAAGCAGAAUUAACGCUGGAUGUUUCCAGAACAAAUGGACUAAGUGCGACUCAACGAAUAUUUGAUGGGGCAUUUAUUCUGGGCUGUAAGAUUUCUAAUGUAGCUCUUCAUCUAACUCUCUUGUGUAAUGCUGUCAUUUCAUUCUGCAUUGUUUACAAUGGGUCCUGCAUCCUGAUUUUUUGUGGUGUUUUUGACAGCCCAGGUUUCAGCUGUGGAAGUAUACACACCAGCAGAACUCUCUGUGGAGAAUGGGACAGAAACGAAGCUUCCAUGCAGCUUUUCAUCCUCAGAGGUGAUCAGCAGUGCCGCUACUGUUACCUGGAGCUUUCAACCAGAGGGAUCAACUACUACUGUGUCGGUAAGAGAUGAUGAUUGAAGUAAGAUGAGAAUUGAACAAGAGCCUGUGACAAUGCUAUUUCAUACCUGUCUGCUCCUGCUCACUUUUAUCGCUGGUAAGAGUACAUAUUUAGGCCGCCUUGGAAUGCCAGUUGAUCCUAUUAUGUUUGGUAUCAUGGAUAGUCGUCCUUCUGUGCUUGCUCCACAAUACUUUCGUGGCAAAAGUAUUAUUAAGGUGAGGGAUUGUUUUGAACUAGUGACACAUUUGUUAGCCACCUAUGUAUUCUGAUUUUGUUUAGUGAGUUGAUUUAUUACCCACACUUCACCAUAGGUUCCUGUUUUGUUAGCAGGAUAUGUCAAGUUUAAAUGUGUAUGAGGGGGUGGCAAUAAUAGGUCCAAUAGUGAUCCUGUAACAGCAGCUGGGAAUUGGGGCAAGUGAGUCAGAAUACGGUCUCACCCUGAGCAAUUGUAGCUACUCCCAGACCUCCCUUUGUGGGGAAAACUAGGAUUUUAACACUGUAUCCUGUUUUGUGUUCCCGAUUACAGUUCUUCUAUUAUUCCCAUGGCAAAUCAUAUCCUGGGAAGGAUACACAGUUUAAGGACAGAAGCAGCUGGGCGGGUGACCUUAACAAGAAAGAUGCAUCUAUCAGUAUAUCCAACAUGCAAUUCCGGGACAAUGGCACUUUCAUCUGCGAUGUCAAGAACCCUCCAGAUAUAGUUGUCACACCUAGUGAAAUCAAAGUCAGAGUUGUGGAAAAAGGUACCACCAUCUCUGGAUACAAGAGUGCUAGUAAUGAUGGUUGAUAGAAUCCUUUUGUGAAAUAUUUGAUUAAAUCACUCUACAAAAACCCAUCACUUACAGGAGUAUUAUUUUGGCUGUUCUUGCAUAACUUGUAUUUUAUUCAGAGUGCUUCUGUGAAGAAAUUGAACUGUUUUAAAAGAACUAAAAAUCCUGUAUGGUUUUGGAAUUAUGGUGUUAAUUUGCUUCUUAGAGCCAGCCUUAGCUGUCUGGUAAACAGUUUGGAAGGUGCUACAAAUUUAUAAGAAAAAAAUUGUUUAUAUUGUAGUCUGUUGAUAGGAUUAAGUCAGCUACUGUAUGCUUAUUUUACGGUUGAAGUUGUUUGUAGAUAGAGAUAGAAGAGAUAAUGUAGCCCAAGCAUAUAACUAAAGAGUGAUUUGAAAUAGACUAGAUCUGGGUGGAUUUCAGAAUGAAAAAGUUCAAUAGACUGCUAAAAUAACUUCUUUUAAACAAAUGGCAUUCACAGCUAGAGAAUAAGGUGUUCUCAGCAGUGGCUCUUUUCCAUAGUUAGGCAUGAGUAUAUAUGUUUGUUUCUUAGAUGUGCCAAGUUCGCUUUUGUACUUCUGUGAAUCCUGAGUCUUAGUAUAGUUGUAUCCCUUUGCUACAAUACAAUACAAGUGCAAUCUUGCCAAGAGGCAACAGUUACUAGUUUAUGAUUAUUGUGAUUAAUGUGUGAACUUACUCUUGAUUGUGGUGUUGAGGCAGCUUCUCAAAUGUGAUGGGUGUGCAUCUAAAACAUGGCAAGUUCUUCAUGAAAAUGCUUGGAAGCAGGGGUCAAUUAUUUCCUGAUUGACUCUUCUGAGCAUUUUAAAGCAUUGGCUCUUAUGUAGAUGCCUUUUACACUCAGCAGGAGGUCUGUGUGUUUUGUAUGCUGGUAUGCAUAGCAGACUACAAAUUUUUGUAGUGAAAAUUGGCCUUCAGGGGAAGUCCACUUAUUGUUCAACCUCAUCUUUCCCAUGAGGAUACUGAUGGGCUAAAUUAGAGAUUAAUUGUACUUGAUAUGCUGUAAAAAUGCUAUUGAAAUCUAAUGAACCUAACACCACAGAUCAUGCUCAUGAGUUUUACUUGAGGUUUGGGAUCUAAAAAAGACCAAGGAACAUGCCAUUACUGAGACAGAUGCACCCUUAACUUAUGCAUAUAAAAGCCAAUGCCAAUGAUAUAUUGAUAAAUGUAAAAGCUAAGCAGACUGGACUGAAACUUUUCUUCUCUCCUCAGGUAACUUGCCUGUGUUUCCCAUUACUCUAGUAGCAGGGGCAUCCAUUGGUGGAGUUCUGGGCUUAGUUUUGCUCAUCGUUCUUGUUGUGUGUGUCGCAUGCAGAAAGAAGAACUCUAAAAAUCAUUACUCUGGGUAAGAUGCUCCCCUUGUUCAUUUAUUUAGGUGUUUUUUUUUAUUAAGGCCGGGGUAGCUGAACCUGCAACAGGAAUCAAUCAUACAUGUUUUGUUCAUAGUACUAAAUUGACUGUGGCCACUGGGACACAUUCCUCUAGUCCCAAACUUAAUUGUUGACUUCAUUGUGCAUACACCUUUCAGGGUGUAUAAGUCCUACUAGAUAUCCUUAUGCAUGUUGGAAGGGAAGCGUGCAUCAUAAAGCUGUCCAGAGAGGCAGCCCUACACUCUUGUCUUCCAAAAAUAAAGGGGCUCUUGCAGCUCAGGAUGAAGUGCAAGAUAAAGGCUGGACAACUCUCUACAUCUUGGAUUGUACAACUCUAUUUCUGAGUUUGGAAUGUGGCUCCUUUUACAACAGUCUGCUUGCCAGAGGUUUCCAAACCUAGCUUUGGGAAAACAGUUCCUCUACUAUCUUCACUGGCUUCACCAUCUGCAUGACUUCCUUUUUUUCCCUUUUUCCUUUUUUUGCACUUAAGGUACCUUUUUAAUUUGCAUUGAAUAACUUCUGUUGGAAAGUAUUUUCAGGGUAGAAUCUAAAGCUUUAAUCCAGAGCUUUUAGAAUGCCACGAAAUGUUUUGUUGGUGGGUUCCUUUGAGGUGGUGGUGGUGGGACUUUUAUCUUGUUUGCUUUACCACUUAACUCCAACAGAAAUGCAGCCUUUGUACACAAAAACCUGAGCACACGUGUUCUGUGGGGAUUGUCAUUCCACUGCCCAACUCUUUCCUGCUUUUUGUAGAUCCAGUGAAUGCUAUGAACAAAGCCUUCAAAAGUCUAGUUUCUGAUGGGUGUGUUUAAUUGGCAACUGAUCCCACUAUACCUUAUUUUCAGCUGGAGAUUUUAGAGAGGGGUUGCAGUAGGAGUCAGUGGUAAGAUUGAGCAAGUGCAGUGAAAUGUGUUCAGUGUGGAAAGCACAGUUUCCUUUCUGCAUGUGCUCUUUCAGUAACCACUUAAAGGCAGCUUACACUGAUCUGCACUAAAGGAUCCCAAAGCCCAGUAUGGGUAUUUAACUCCCUGUCCAGUGUGUUAUUGCUGAAAGCUACUUAAAGGUGCUGGAUUUGGAACAGUAAUAUGUUUGCAUUGUCUUCUACAACUAAAAUCAACCCCCAGCAAUGAGGAAAUGGAUAACGUUGCUUUCACUGACUACACCAGCUCUUUGUUCCUACUGAUUACUAAGUGGCAGGGUGUGUUUGUGCUGUAAUUGCUGAGCAGGGCCACAUAAUUUUGCAGGGGUCUAAUUUCUAGAUGAAACUAACACCAGCAUUAUAAUGGAUUGAUUUGGGUGGUGGUGGAAACCCUUGCAUGGCAGUGUCACAACUUCUGUUCUUAUUCUGACAUUUUGGUUUUUUCCUUCCUGCUUUGGUGUGCUGGGAUCGGAUCCUGCUCUUACCUUCCUCUGCUUACAGAGAUCCUGAUAUAGACGCAAGAUUGGGAAUGUAACAGGGCUGGGUCUCCUCUUCCAGUCCCACUAUAUACCAUGGUAACUAAUCACAUUGGUGGUUGCUCUUUGGUACUUCGUGUGUGUGUGUGUACACAUUUCUGCCUCCUUUGCUGACUACCCGGCUAACAUAUCUCCAUCACUUGUGCUGAUAUUCUGUUUUGUAGACUGUUGGUGAAGGGGCAGCACAUCUCAUCUACUGCUUGAGUUUGUUGUCUCAUUUCCUCAAUUGUGACGGCAAUGCUCAUUAUCUUCAGAAUCAGUAUUCCAUCUCUUGCCAGCAAGCUCAUGUGCAUGAAUGAGUGUGGGGGAUCUGGACUCUGUACACUGUGAGAGGAGAAAAUCAUUCAGUAAAUAACUGAAUUUUCCAUGCAAAGACCUUUAAUUCAGUGUUAUUUUUAGAUCCAGGUUGCAUGAAUUCUUGGGAUAUACUCCAGACAUUUUAUUAGUCCCUUGGCCACUUUGUAUGCUGUGAUUCAAUCCCAGCAAGAAUGGAAGCCCAUUUACUGGUACUGAAAUGCCUUUUCCCCCUCAGUACUAUAUUUCCCUAUGUACUGCUGCAUAUCUCGUGUCUGCUUUUUUUAAUGUUUAAAUAUUCCUGUUGGAUAAGAGAAAAUAAUGGUUUGCAGGGAACUGCAUUCUGCUUAAUGUCAUUGUCACAUUGUCAUGAUCCAUGUCUGCCUGUAUAUGCUGUGUGUGUGUGUGUUGUGUAAAGAAAACAAAAUGAUUGAGAGAAAGGGUGGUGAGUAUUCCUCCUAGGCCAAGUUAGGUCCUAUACACAUUGCCCCAAUGGCUUCUUUUUAAACAGGACAAGCCAUUCUUAGAGGUAUGAGGAAGAAAGCUUAACUCAUUUCCUGCCCAGUGAUUUCUUCCCUCUCCAAAUUAUUCCCUGCUUGUUGGUGGAACACAACACAUGUUGUGCUCCCACAUCUUCGGUAUCAGCCACUCAUCUAGAAUAGACCUUGUACCAACUUACAUACAGAUACAUAACUGUAUUGUUUGGUCCUUAGGUGUCUGUGAGCAUGCAUGUUAGGAAUUAUUGAGAUGCUUAGUCAAUGUUCAGUUUAAUUGAUUUUGAAAUGAUUCCUAGUUUGUUUUUAAGCAGAAGUGAGAGCGCAUCAGUUCAAGGACAUAGCUGACAUAUCAGUACCCCAAGCCCUUUCUAAAUAGACUUUCCAAAGCUUUGUACAUAGUAGUAUCAAUAUAUUAACAGACAGUGUUCCAGUCAAUGGAUGCUUUCUUUGCUGCAGGCAUUCCAUUUACUAAAAUGAUUGGACAGAAAAAUUUUGUGGUCAAGAUCUAUUCCUUGACUUCAGCUACUGUGAAGACAUUGUUUAAGGCAUUUAUAUACUGCCCUUAAUAAUAUUUAUUCCAGAGUGGUUUGUAAUGCACAUUAAAAGAGCCAACAGAAAUAAAAUAUACAGUAAAACAGAACAAAACAAACAGGAGAAAUUUAAAUCUAAAACAGCAGUGUAAAAUUUCAGGUCUAGUGACCUAAAAUACUGCAUCCCUUCAACACUGAAAAUACAAAUUGUUAAUAUGCCUGAGAAAAUGCAAAUGUCUUAACUGGACAGCUAAAAUAUAAUACAGUGGUCACCAGGCAAGCCUCCUUGGGGAGAGAGUGCCAUAACCAUUUGAGGACAUGUCAUUGCUGAGCGCCUGUUCUGUUGUGGCACUUGCAAGAUAGGGUGCAGUCACUAGAAAAACAACAAUUUUCCGCCUAGUUAGAAAGGAAUCCAUCUUCAACUGUACACUUAUGUGUAAGUGAAUUCUGAUGUCUCGGGCAGAGACAACAAGAAACUACUUCCCUGGAUCCUGAGGCAGGGUCGCCUGUGUGACCCUGUUAGCAAGAAACUGGUUCUUGCUGGCCUCUAUUGGGGUUGCUUUCUUCCAUCCCAAGGCUGGGUUGGAUGUACAUCAGAGAGAAGAGGAGGUUUAGGAGUGAUGGUACUGAGCCAGCACUAGGGAGAGGAUGUAUGUUGUGUUGUUCACCGAGUUCACCUUUUACUUUGGCAUAAGUUGCCACGUCAUCUUGCCAUCACUUGCCUUUGUUUUUGUUUUGUGUUUUUGUUUGCCUCUUGAACAUUGUCCUGCAAACUCUGCUCUGCCACCUCGUCAGCUGCAGUACCUCUGAGAGCUUGGUGUCUCCAGUUAAGCAGGCUCCACGGAAGACCCCCUCCGACACAGAGGGUCUGGUAAACAGCGUGCCCAUCCGAUCACACCAGGUAAAUGGCAUCAUGAUGCUUUGGGAACUCUUAACUUGGAGACCUUCAGUGAUGGGAAAGGUGGUAUUCUUGUUGAGGGGAGGGAGACUUAGAGCAAAGUUAAAAGUGUUACAAAGAUAGACAUGAUGCUCCGGGAUGGUUUCAAAUUGGAUGGGGGACCACGGGUUGAGAUUCCUGCACUGCAGGUAGUUGGACUAGAGGACCCUCGGUAGGGUCCCUUCCAACUCUACAGUUCUAUGAUUCAUUUUCGAAGAUGAAGGAUGUUGUUUACUGCAGUCGUUUUCUGUACUUGACAACUUCAGUACUUCAAGGAUAGUGAAAAGAUUCAGUAGGGCUAGUCUUUGUAAGUAAACAGUUGUUGCAGCGGAAGCAAUUAUUGUGCCACAAUAUCCUAGCUCUGAGGGAGCCAUCUGACUCACAUGAAUUGAUCUGUGUUAGGUUGAGUGAAUUGUCCUUCUUUGUGAUACAGGUUUUCACUAGGAAGCUCCUUUAUUUGUAAUUCUAUGAUCUUGGCAGUGCUGAGUAUUUAUUGUUCCUGGACUUUUCCAAUUACCAUUUAUCAGAGCUAAUAAUAUUUUAGCCCCUUUGCUUCAUUGUUCUGUAUAUCUCCUUAUCCCCACAAAGUGUCAGGUAAACAAAGACAGCAGACCAUUGCUCCCCACUUGGAAAUACUCAUUCUAGAUACAGUGGUGCCUCGCAAGACGAAAUUAAUCCGUUCCGCGAGUCUCUUCGUCUUGCGGUUUUUUCGUCUUGCGAAGCACGGCUAUUAGCGGCUUAGCGGCUAUUAACGGCUUAGCAGCUAUUAACGGCUUAGCGGCUUAGCGGCUGUUAACGGCUUAGCGGCCUUAAGAAAAAGGAAACAAACUUGCAAGAACUCGUAAGACGUUUCGUCUUGCGAAGCAAGCCCAUAGGGAAAUUUGUCUUGCGGAACGACUCAAAAAACGGAAAACUCUUUCGUCUUGCACGUUUUUCGUCUUGCGAGGCAUUCGUCUUGCGAGGCACCACUGUAGAGUAUUGCUCAACAGGAAAUGAAUAGUGUUUCUUUUCCUUUCUGUUUUUUUAAACAUAUAGACUGCUUUAUGAGAAAGCUCUGUACAUAAUAAAUGUAUCAAUAAAACAGAUGAAAUCAACCAAACCAUUAAAAAAAACCUAUAGCAGCUUCCAUGGAAACAUAGGUGAAAAACAGACAUUUUGAGAGCAGGGAUAUAUUAGUUAAUGUUGACAAAGAUGAGGAAGGAAAUAGCCAGAUUUCCUUUCUUUUGUAUUCAGUUAUUUGAUGUGAAGUGUUGGGUGGAAAAAUGGAAACUAGAUAAUGGAAACGACUAGCUCUCCAAAUUGUAUCAACUUGAACAUCUUAGUCUGUCAAAAUAUGUUGAAAGCUACGGGUAUCAGAAUAGAGCUGUGGUGAUGCUGAGAUGCUUCAGCAGGAAAGGAUUUUGUUAAAAAAUAUAUAUUGAAAAGGUAGGUUUUUAUAAAAUAUUUAUAAAACUAUUUGAAAAUGAAAUGGCUAGAUGACAAUAUAGACCUUUCCUUCUGCUAGUUUGAAACAUUACUAUACAAAUUAACAUUUCAGUUUAAUAAAGCAGGGUAAGAAACCUGCAACCCACCAGAUGUUGUUGGACUCCAACUCCCAUCAUUCUUGACUAUUAGCUGUGUAUGCUGGGAGUGAUGGCAGUUGGAGUCUAACAUCUAGAAGGCUGCAGGUUUUCCACCCCUGUAAUAAAUAAAGAGACGUUCUUAAGGCAUAGUUCAUUUCUGGCGGUCCUCUUCACUUGGUUGAAGCUGGUGGUAUUAGGUGCUCUUUGAAAGGGGCAACAAUAUUGAUAGAAGCCACUGGUUUUUCCUUGUUGCUUCUAGGACAAGCAAGUCUUGGCUGUUGGGUGAAGUUAGUUCUGGUUCAGAGACUGUUUUUGCCAGCUAUCUACAAUAGGGGAAGCAUAGGAUUUUGAACGCUGUAGGCCUGCUUCUUACAAACUUUAAAACAAAACAAAACAUUAUUGUGUAGACUCUUACAAAGUCAAUGAAAACAUGCAUUUCAAUAGUCUUAUCUGGGGAGGUUGUGUGCACAUGAAACUUGCACAGAGCCAUGCAUCUUACAAGCUAUUUCUGAUGUUACUGUAAUGUGGAUAUAACAGGAGCCACAAUAAACAAAAUCUGGCAAGUGGAAACACUUAUUUUUAUUCUAGCCUAAACAGGAAUAUACAGAGGUUCACAUGCCUUAUUUAUUAAUGUGUGUGGGACUAGUAGAUAAUGUCUGGGGAACAUGGAGAUAGAUGGAAGUGCUUUUGUUUUUAAGUAUACCAGAGUGAGUUGACUUUUAUAUGCAGACAUCUGCUUUUUUUCUUACUGAAAGCACAGUGGUGGUAUUGUGGAAUAUUUUUAAUAUAUUGGAACAAAAUUAGAAGGCUGCUGUAAGAGGAGUGUCCUGUUUCCAGGAAGUACUCUUGGUUUGCAGCUUCUCUAUAGGAAUGGGAUAUUUACAUUGUUGAGAAGAUGAGAGGUUCUGUCUUUCUUUCUUUCUUUCUUUCUUUCUUUCUUUCUUUCUUAUUUAUUUAUUUAUUUAUUUAUUUUAGUAAGUAAGUAAGUAGUGGAGGAAAGGAGGGAGAAAUUCAUUUCAUUACAAUGGUUUACUCCAGUCUAUCUGUCUAGUCUACCAGUUUGCUAUUUCCAUCCUAUAUAUUUUAAAUCCUGAAGUUAAUGUAAUGGUUGUGAAAGCAGGAAGCUUGUUGCCUGAGGUUGUGUUUCAAACAGCAUGCACCAGAGUUGUCUUGUUUGGCUCACUGCAUCUUGAGGCUGGCUGAUUGCUCAUUGGGUUUGCUUUCACUCUUGUCCGUACCAGUAAAUUCAUUUGAGAUGUCAUCUAUUUCUCACAACUGUGCAUGUCUGUCUGGUACCAAAUGUCCUAGUGGUUCUCAUUCCUCUCUGUUGUUUGGCUGUACAGUGUUUGCUCAUUUUGAAUGUGAUAAUUGUCAAUGUUUUCUUAUUUCUAGAUCUAAUGUAUAACUGGCUGGUUAUCUAAGUUAUCCCAUAUGUAUAACUGAUAAAUUAGAAAGAAGACUAUCCCUCUUGUGUCCUAUUCCAAAGAGUGCUUUUGUACGGGACUUUAUUAACCUGUGCUUCUCCUCUGAUAGGCAGAUGCAAUUUCAGAUGUAAAACUUUCUACUUCUAACUUCUAAGCCACACAUCUGGUUCCUUUCUUCCGAUACUUGGAUAGCCUACACACCAUUCAGUGCUUUUGUUGUAUGGGACACAUAUAUUCCUGGUAAAAUCUGCAUAUUGUCCUGUGUCUGAUGCAUAGGAGUAGACAGACAUUGGAAAGCUAUUGGAACAACUUAGAAAAAGAAAAGGUGUCAUUCCCAGCGAGCAACUCUUCAGAGGAAUACUUCCAGAUGAUGUUUUCCAUCAACUAGCUACUAUAUGUACUUAAUUGAAUUAUUAUUAUAGUUGGGCUCACAUAUUUGUUCUGAAUUCCUGCAUAUGGACAGUGAUCUCUUGAUAUUUUCCAGGCAAAUAUGUCAUUAUCUGAAUCCUCUCUUCCCCCAUUAUCUGAAUCCUCUGUAGUUUUGUAGGAACUAGCAGACGGUCUCUAAACAAGGAACUUGGUAUUAUUCAAAGGAAAAGCUUUUUUAAAAGGCCAGUACUUUGAUAUAGAAGAAAAGACGCUUGUCCUUUGUCUUGGCUGAGUUCCAAGAACUCGGGGCAUUAGCCUUUGGAGUAGCAUCUGUUGAUGUGAGAGAAUUGUGGUCUUAUAUGAAAGAACAACAAAAUCAUUUGUAAAGCAAACAGGAAUAAAAAUGUGCAUAGCAUGACUCAUUCAUGUGGCUUCCACAAGAAGCUGCCUUAGAUCCAGUAAUGGUGUUGAAAACCUCUGGUGAACUGUGUGGCUUAUGGAAGAAGCUUGCUAUACAUCCUACAGUUUUGUAUGUUCAAAAAAACAUUUAUACUUUUGGCCAUAACUUCACUGUCUGCAGCUGAAGAAUAUGUGUCUUUCCAGCUAGCCAUCCCCAACUGCUUUCUUCCCCUGAACUGGCUCCUAAAGUGCUUUCUUACUGCACUAUUGAUCCUCUAGUCUUCCUUAUAAUUAAACUGUAUUGACAUUUUUAAAAUGCACAUUUCCAAAGAGAGUUGUUGUGGCUGAUUGUGGGAGAGAAUGGUAGCCCAAUUAAACAUUGGUGAAUGUAAUUUUAGAUUUGAGUGUUGCCAAGAUCAUGCCUCCUUUAAAGCUUUGUUCCUUGUGGGCUACACAGCCUUAUUGAACAUAAAAAAAUACGGAUUAUUCUUCCAACUCCCUGUUGGCUUCUCGUUUGUUUGUUUUUAAAUACUCCACGAGCAUUGCUGCCAUCUAGAGGGGUAAGAGUUGCUGGACAGUCUUUGCUUUUGGUUUUUGCUGACGAACUUCUUGUAUUGUAGUGUCUUUGUGGACAAGGCAGACAGAUGCAGAAAAAUACUGAAUCACAAAAAGCCGAUAGUAUUUCUGAAAGACAAUUUUUGGAUGAUCAUGAUGAUAACCCAAGAUGGGUGUAUAGACACAGAUUCUUCACUUAUCCUUAUGCAAGUUGGCAGCCAGGAAGUCUUCCAUUAAGUUUCCCAUUUUGUCUGAACCAGAAAUCUCUGGUUAACAGAUUCAAAACAAGCCACAAUUUGAAGUUGGCUGGUAUCCUUCUUGUUCUGAAGCUGUUUCUUUUUUCAUCUAAAACAGGAUAUUACUAUUAACUGUAGUUAAUGAAAGUCUUCCUGGUUUGUUUGCCAGCUUCUGCUAAAAGAAGAGGAAAGGUGCUUUGAGUGUGUAUGCCCCCAAAGCUGAUCCAUUGUCAGUGUGAAGACAAUCUGGAUGAAGUGCAGUUUGAGGAACACAAUUUUCAGCCUUGUAUUUGCUCAAGGUGGUAGAUGAAAUUUAAAAUUCCAACCUGUUGUCUUAAUUUAGUGUAUUGCAGCAGCUCCCAAGAAAAAUACUGCUAGCGUGACACGUCCCUGUCUGAUUCGGCACAAAUGGAGCCUAUUGAAUGAGCUGAUUUUAGCCAGACUGUGAAUUCUUGAUGUACUCUUUCAAAAUAUCAAUCCAUUCUCUGCUCCGUUGCUCGGUGAAUUGUUCUGAAGGCUACAAGCAAUUCCAUCUACCUGAAGAAUGAAGUGUCAGAUUUCUAUAAGAAAAUAUUUGCGGAUUCUUUUGCAGGACUUUAUCGCAGUAGAUUAAUUUCUUUAAAAAGUCAGCUUGACUUGCAUAGUUUGUAGGUAGACCCAAACAGAUAAAAGAGGGGGGAAAUGUGUGUCUUGUGUACAUUUAAUAGAGUUUUGUCUGCUUAAUGCUCAUUAACUUCCUAAUCUAAAGAUUAAUUUUGUCUUUACACUGCCUGCCAGCAAUGUACUGAAGGAAUCAUGCUCUUUCACCAGUUUGCUUACUCUGUAUUUCUUUUUUUUAGGGCCCAGUAAUUUAUGCGCAGUUAGAUCACUCCGGAGGGCGUUACAGUGACAAGAUCAACAAGUCGGAAUCUGUCGUCUAUGCUGACAUUCGGAAGAACUGAGGAAAUCCCAACCAACCCAAAGCUAAACAAAAAUUCAAACUGGAAUCGCUUGAAGAAGAUUGACCCAGAGAACUCACAUGUGGCCUUUGAUGCCUAGGCUAGGACCAAUGCAUGUGCAUACAGAGAGAAAGAGAUUAUAUAUGUAUUGUGUGUAAAUAGUCUAUUUAAAUCGUACAGAACUGAGACCAAUGUUGCAUGUUGAAAUAUGAUAUGAAUUCUGCUUAUAAAUUGCUAAUAUUUUUUUUUUUAUCUAGGAUAAGAGGAAGAAAGCAAAUAUUCAUAUUACACCUUUAAGUGAUUUCUCUGUUCUAUGGAAAAACUGGAAAAUUCCUGGAUAGGCUAAUGGAUUUGAUACUUUGUUUUUUACAAGAUUGAUUUCUUUUGAUGAAAUAGACUUGAGGAUAAGUGUUUCUGCAUGAGGAUUCUCUUUUCCUAUUCUGGUGCUUUCCACACAGUUUCAUAUAAAUUCACUCCUGUCUUUCAUUCCCAAUUCCCACUUACCUCUUUCUACAGUAGGGUCGGAAAGCCCUCCCCUGCCUGCAGUUUCCAGCCUGGUCCUCGUAUUGGCUGAAGCCAAAGUUCUAUCUUCAGGGCAUUAACUAACCUUUGUCUCUUUUUGGUGCAGUGCUCUCCCCACCCCAAUAGCUUUCAGACAUUUUCAUUUGGUCAUUUCAAUCAUGAAGCAUUAACAAGAAGUCCCUCUAAUUUUUAUUUCCCGCUGGUGAUUUUUCUGCAAUAAAAGUGGUAUUCAGUUUUGUCUUUGAAGAAAAUAGGGUAGUGAAAUGGUGCUGAAUGAACUUAGUCUGAUCUUAAUAUGGCUUUCUAGAAUACCCUUACCUUGGGCUGCUUUUAGUAAGGCUUAUUGGGAUGUAGCUGUUGCAGAAAGAAAGUUAAAAUUUACAAGUUACCUCUUACUGUUUUAUCUAAUUCCAUGGAGGGGAGUGCUUCAUGGAAGCCAAAUAUGAUAGAAUAGGCCAGUAGUACACUUCCUGUUUCAAGAGGUGAGGGCCAAGAUUCUAUGGUUACUCAUUCUCAGACUGCAGAUUUACUUUCAAACAGAAAGGACUGUGGAUUUCUCUACUGUGGGGUUAGCUCUGCUCUGUUGCCGCUCACAACCUCCAAAUCAUCUGCUGUUCUCUCCUCCCUUCCUGCCUCAAACCAUUGUUUCAGACAGGCUGACCGAUUCUCUUCCUCCUCCUCCUCCUCUUCAUUGUUUCAGACAGCCUGUCCAGUUCUCUUCCUCCUCCUCCUCCUCCUCUUCCCAAGGCCCUUGCAUGUUUAUCUGUGCAGUGGAGUUUUCUUAAAAGUAUAAGAAAGUGUGAAUGGUAGCAGAUGAAACUUUAUGAUUGACCCAAAGGCUGGCCAGUUAGCACUCUGCAGAGCCAAACAAGCAGGCUUUCCCUAAAGCUUGGGCCAAGAGGAGGGGACAUUGUACUUUUGCCCAAAUGUGGUGAGUGCAUUUCCACAGCAGGAUCGCUGCUAAAAUGAGGUAUGCCUGUAUGAGCAUUAAUCCCUUGUUCCUUAAUGGAUUUUUUUUUUCCAAAAUAGAAAAAUUAGAAGGCUUCGAUUACCGACUCUUCUGUGCUAAGGCCAUCUUUACUGCUGUCUCCUGUGAUCUCAGUAGACUUAGGCUGCAGUCCUAAAUCCACUUACUAGGAAAGUAAGUUCCCUUGAACUUGGUGGCACUUGAGUCUAAGAAAACCUGAACAGGGCUGAAGUGCUGGUGUUCACUGAAGCUUUAUUGGAGUUUUUCUCCUUUCUAAACAGUAAAAUUAUGCCAUUGUACACAUGCACCCAUUCAUCAUAGAUGCCUUGGGUACUGCUUGUCUUACUUUCUUUUACCAUAAAUGAAAUUGGCCAUGCCAUUGUUAGUCUCACCUCCACCUACUGGUUUUUGCGUGCAGUGCAUCAUUUACUGGGGCUGGCAAGAGCUGGCAGGUUUCCUGCAGGCAUCUCAUUGGCCACUGUGAGAUCAGGUUGUUGGGCUACAUGGGCCACUGGCCUGAUCCAGUAGGUUCGUUGUCUUAUGCACUACUGCACAUACUCAUCCUAGAAUUGCACCCUGCCCCCUACAAAACAAAAACGUUGCAGGAGUGUAGAUGAAUGAGCAACUUGUGAAGAUUUGUCUUGAACAGGGAGGGACAAAAGUUAAUGAAAGGUGACACUUAAUGCUAAUCUGAAUACACCCACGUGCCAUUUUACAGGUUGAUUUGUUUUAUGAGGCUCCUCUUUUAAUGUUCAUUUAGUGUCACUGUUGAAAGGAGCCUGUUGAAUUCCUUUUGACUUUUCAAUCUUUAUUCAGUUGGGGAGUGAGGGUGGGACUGAAAAAACUUAGGUGCUUUUCAAUUUUCUCCAGUACUGCACUGGUCUCCUUGCCCUCUUCAGAACAGGGGCUGGCAGAAGGUAGAUUGACAGAUUGCAGUCCCUUGGUGGUCUGCAAACUCCUGGUUGACCACCUAGGCACCUGGUGGGUUACUGGGAUGUUUUGUGUGCACAAAGAAUGUUGGACUAGGUGGAUUGUGGUAUGAUGGAGAACAUCUUAUGCUGUUAAACAGGAGGACCACAUAAUGCAGAUAAGCUAUGCCUUAAUGGUUAAGACACCCUGAAUAUGCAUUCUUGCUUUAUUAAUGUAAAACACAUCAGUGGAUCAUAAGGAUUCUAGCUAAAAACAAAUGUAGACCACACAAGGUAGAAUUUGGGCCACUCUGCUUUGCAGCUACCUCUUGUAGUGUAUACAGCCCAAUGGGAGUGUGCGUAGUUUGUCGCUAGGAGGAGCAAUAAAAGCAGAAGGGUGGAUUUCUUGCCUACUGCAACACAAGUGUUUGUCAUGGCUCAUAACCACUUUGUAACUGUUUCUGCUUGGUGUAUGUAACAGAGACUUGGUUGGAUGAAGCAGAUGGGCCUGUUCUUGCAGUUUCUUGGCCACCAGAUUUCUCUUAUGCACAGCAACCCAGGUCAUAUGGGUGGGGAGGAGGGCGUUGCAGUGAUUUUUAGGAAGUCAUUAGCUUGCACCAGGCGUCCUAUUGGGAAGACCCAGUUUUCUGAGUGCAGGUUCUGGAAGCUGGGCACUAGGGGCAGUACAGUAUUCCUUAUGGUGUACUGACCUCCCCACUGUACCAAGGUUUCCCUGCCCGAGCUGCUUCAGGUCGUGGCGAAUGUUCUCCUGGUGUCUUAUUCUGGUUGUCCUAGGGGAUUUUAACAUCCAUGCCGACACAACCUUAUAAGGGGCCGCUCGGGACUUCGUGGAAAGCAUGGCCUCCAUGGGGCUGUCCCUGAAUAGGUUUGGCCCAAUUCAUAGUCGUGGACAUGCCUUAGACUUGGUGUUCACUUCUAUGGAUGUGGGUGAUCUGACACUAAGUAAAAGUGAAACCAAAGAAGUGCCAUGGUCGGAUCACUUCCUGGUGCAACUGGACUUCUCUGUGACCCUUCUCUUCUGCAGGGAGGUGGGACUGAUUUGGAUGGUCCGUCCCUGCCACUUAAUGGAUCCAAAUGGUUUCCAGAGAGUUGUAGGUGAUGUUUAUCCCACGUUGAUGGCCUUUCAGGUGAUUCCCUGGUGGCCUGCUGGAAUGCAGUUAACCAGGGCUAUUGACUGACUGACUCCGAAGCGCCGUCUCUGAUUGCAUGGAGCCCGGACAUCCCCGUGGUUUUCUCCAGGGCUGAGGGCGAUGAAACAAUAGCUGAGAUGGCUGGAGUGCCAGUGGCAAAAAACUCAUUCUGAAUCAGACCGGAUACAUGUUAGAGCUCAGCGUCGAGCCUAUCCAGUGGCGAUAGUGACAGCGAAGAGGACCUUCUUCACCACCUCUAUUGCAUCUGCAGAAAACAGCAGCAGGAGACUCUCUUAGGUGGUUCGCAAUUAAACGGAACGACCUUUGCCAUUAGGGCCCAGUAAGGACCCCAAGAUCUCCUGCAAUGAUUUUGCAAAGUUUUUUGCAGAUAAAGUCGCUCAGAUUCGGAAAGAGGUAGACCACCAUGGGAGCAGGGUCAGGGCGGGAGAGAGCUAGAGUCCUGUCCAGUCAAGUUGCAUGGGAUCAAUUCCAAUCUGUUACCUCUGAGGAUGUGGACAGGCUGCUUGGACGAGUGAAACCAACCAAUUGUCUCCUUGAUUCUUGCCCAUCCUGGCUGAUAAAAGCGAGCCGGGAAGGGCUGGACAAGGACUCGCUGGGAUCGUGAAUGCUUUUCUCUGUGAGGGAGGCUUCCCAGACCAGUUGAAAGAGGUAGUCAUGAAACCGUUUCUUUAAAAAAAAGCUCUUUAGACCUGGCCAAUAUGGCCAACUAUUGCCCAGCUUCAAAUCUUCCAUUCUCGGGCAAGGUGACUGAGUGGGUGGCUGCUGAACAACUCCAGGCAUGCCUGGAGGAUGCGGACCAUUUGGAUCCCUUCCAGUCAGGAUUCAGGCCUCAUCAUGGGACUGAAACUGCCUUGCUCACGCAGGUUGAUGAUCUCCGGCAUGCUAGGGACAAGGGUGAAAGCUGUUUCCUAGUUCUGCUGGAUCUCUCAGCGGCCUUUGAUACCAUCAACCAUAACAUGCUUCUGGACCAUCUAGAGGAGCUGGGGGCACUGUUAUACAGUGGUUCUGCUCCUUCCUCCUGGACCAUGUCCAGAAAGUGAUGUUGAGGGAUGAGCGUUCAGACCCCUGGGCUCUCACUUGUGGGGUGCCUCAGGGUUCCGUCCUCUCCCCCAUCCUUUUUAACAUCCAUAUGAAGGGCUGGGAGAAAUCAUCAGGGGGGUUGGGCUGAAAGUUGAUCAGUAUGCGGGUGAUACCCAGCUCUACGUCUCUUUUAAAUCAGAACCAGUGAAGGCGGUGAAGGUCCUGUGUGAGUGUCCUGAGGUGGUUAGAGGAUGGAUGGCAGCUAACAGAUUGAGGUUGAAUCCUGACAAGACAGAAGUACUGUUUUGGGGGACGGGACGGGCAAGUGUGGAGGACUCCCUGGUGCUGAAUGGGGUAACUGUGCCCCUGAAGGACAAGGUGUGCAGCCUGGGAGUCAUUUUGGACUCACAGCUGUCCAUGGAGGCGCAGGUCAAAUCUGUGUCCAGGGCAGCUGUCUACUAGCUCCAUCUGGUACGCAGGCUGAGACCCUACCUGCCCGCAGACUGUCCCGUCAGAGUGGUGCAUGCUCUAGUUCUCUCGCUUAGACUACUGCAGUGUGCUCUAUGUGGGGGCUACCUUUGAAGGUGACCCAGAAACUACAGCUAAUCCAGAAUGUGGCAGCUAGACUGGUGACUAGGAGUGGUUGCCAAGAGCAUAUAACACCAGUCCUGAAAGACCUUCAGUGACACCCAGUACGUUUCUGAGUACAAUUCAAAGUGUUGGUGCUGACCUUUAAAGCCCUAAACGGCCUCAGCCCAGUAUUUUUGAAGGAGCAUCUCCACCCCCAUCAUUCAGCCCGGACACUGAGGUCCAGCGUUAAGGGCCUUCUGGCAAUUCCCUCACUGUGAGAAGUGAGGUUACAGGGAACCAUGCAGAAGGCCUUCUCGGCAGUGGCACCCGCCCUGUGGAAUGCCCUCCCAUCAGAUGUCAAAGAAAUAAACAACUACCUGACUUUUAGAAAACAUCUGAAGGCAGCCCUGUUUAGGGAAGUUGUUAAUGUUUGAUGUUUUAUCGUGUUUUUAAUAUUCUGUUGGAAGACGCCUAGAGUGGCUGGGGAGGCCCGGCCAGAUGGGUAGGGUAUAAGUAAUAAAUGAGGAAUGCCAGAAAAAAUAACUUAAUGGAAAGACUUGCUUCAAUUAUAACGAUCAACUAAUCACUACUCUGCAUACUUUGAUCUGAUGCAAACUACAGGACUUGUGAAUGCUUGCAGCCAAAUGAGCUGUGUAGGAGAAAACAAUUUAUUAUUCAAUGUUUUCAGAAUAUUAUAGAACUUAACGUAAUCUUUUAAUUCUAGCACCUUAUUACUAGAAAAGCAAGUCACUAUUUUUUCUUUCUUCUUUCAUCUUUGCCAGAUACUCUUGACACUUUGCUUCAUCAGCAAUUGGAGCUGGCAGCAUGAUGACCCUUUUUUGUGUGACAUGCACCUGUUUUUCAGCAUUUUGAAAGGAUCCUGAAUAUGGUUUAUAGUGCAGGAGAGAAUUUGGGUUUGUUGUCCUCUCAUUUGUUGCUCCUCUUCUGAGUUUAAUAGCAGACAACUUGGCAAGCACAAGAACCCUAAAGGUGCUACAUUUCCCCCGACAGAAGUUAUGUGGCUUGAACAGUAAAAUUGGAACAAGUGUGACUUUUCCUAGUAGCCGUUCAAGCUGAAAACCUCUAUUCAUGAGAGAUUGUGGCAUCUUGGGGAUUUACAUCCUUUAACAUGCCUGAAGGUAUGAUCCAUGUUAUAAUCUUAUUUGUAAAUAGUAUAUUUUCUAACUUAAAAGUGUGGUCUAACCCUGUUAAAAACCAGUUUGCCAUCAAUUUUAGUGGAGGUGCAGUGCCCUUUUUUUAGAGAGAGACAAGGCAAGUAGAGGCUAGUGUUGCUACUAGGUUUUGACUCCUUAACAACUGUACCCCUCAUGUUUCAUCUCAGUAGAAUAUUGUUCAAUAGAAGUUCUUCAUGGCAGAUAACCAUGUUUGAAUAGGUAGAGUGCUUUUAUCCCAGUAGGGUUUGGGGAAGAUCGUUCAGACUGUAGGAGUUCUAUCUUAUUUGUUCAUGAAGCUUUGUCUCUUGCUAGAGUGCUUUGUGGGUCUGCAGUAUCAACAUUUCAGUGUGAAUAGGGAAACUAUAAAAAGUUUUGUCUUAAUUAUUUGAAGUAGUUGAGGUGAUCAUCUGUCUUGUAACUUGCUCUGUAUUCACAAAACUCCAAAGGCUUUCCUUUUUGUGUACAGUCAGUUGUUCUGGUGAAGUGAGCAGGUGUUCAGUCAUCAACAGAUGAGCCUUGAAGUCUGUCAAGUCUCAUUCAGAGUUUUACCUUAUUCUUGUAUCGACCAAGCCUUUUAAAACCACAUUUUUCUAUUUGUGUGUGAUGGGUAGAAGUUUCAUCCCCCCUUAUUAAAACUGUUUCCUAGUUAAAAUCUAGGGAGACGCCUCAGUGAAAGGGCAAUUUUCCUAUGGUGCUCAGUUUAGAUGCCCUUUUCUGUGAAAGGCAAUCAAGAUCUAACAAAGGACUCCCACUUGUGAAACUUAGUUCCCCAACCCUUGGACCUUCUUCUCAAGAUCUCCUUUGGCUCUAUACAACUCCACAGAAUGCAGCUACUGAGCCCUUUUCUACCUUGUUUCUGCACUUUUAAAAAACUGGAAUUGCAUUUUGUAUUAAGUUGUUGUACAGUCUCCUUUCCUUCCUUCCCUAUGUUCUCAAAUGCAGCUGCUGCACAGGCAGUUGGCUACCUUCUGGAAAGCACCACUAAGAGGGCACCACACUAUGAUGCUGCUAGAUUGGCGGGGUGGGGCAAAAGGGGUAAACACCUAUAAAAUAGGUGUAUAAUUUUGGGCAAGGGAUUGUUCUACAAGGUCUCUGUAAAGUUAAAGCAGGAACUAGUGGUAACAUACUUGUUUUGACUUGCUUCUAAGUUGGACACACAUCACAUUGGAUAUUUACAUGUUUUCUAUUGUACUCUUGUGAAUAUUUUAAUACACUUUUUCCAUUAGUGGUCUGUUGUGUGUUUCAUAAUUUGUCAAGCAUGAGAUAUUGAAUUGCCUUUCCCUUUCACAUACUUCUGCUACAAAGCCAAGAUUCAGCUUUGACUGCAAGUGCUCAAUAUAGCACAGUGCAUAGUGCUCAGUAUAGGAGAAUAUGCUUCAGGAGUAGCCCCCGACUACUCUCAUGCUCUUCCAUUAACCUAGCC